AUGGGCUACUCCAGAGGAUUGGUACCCGGAGUCUGCCUGCCCAUGGCACUCGCCAGACAGGGCUACAGCACCCAAGCAUCCUUGGGCAUCCCCGACUUGAUCGGAGUCUUCACCUCGGGAGACGAACCAACCUUGCAGCUUGUCGAAGGGCUGAUUUAUCCUGCAGUCAUCCUGGUUUUCGGGCUUCUGGUUCCGCUGACGCAUACCCUCUUCCCGAACGCACCACGAAAGACUGUUCUCUUGAAUGAUCUCAAGUUCCUCCGCCAGGCAUUGGUCACACUGUGGCUGGAAAUUUGCGCGAAUUCCAUCCUUCUCUUACACCACGCCAUGGCAACCGAGGAGCAAGCAAAGAUCAAGCUGCAUUGGCUGAACGGCUCCCGCGCGCAGGCCAUCCUGUGGCUGCUCGAGGAGCUGUCCGUGCCCUACGAGCUGGAGAUAUAUCACCGGCAAAAGACCAUGCUGGCGCCGCCGGAGCUGGAGAAGAUCCACCCUCUCGGCAAGUCGCCGCUGGUGACGGUCACGCCGGCGGGCCCCCCCGGCGGCGCGGAGCCGUUCGUGCUGGCGGAGAGCGGCUUCAUCAUCCAGUACCUGUGCGACCACUACGGCCAGGGCCGGGACCUGGUGCCGCGGCGGUGGAAGGAGGGCCAGGAGGGCCGGGUGGGCGGGGAGACGGAGGAGUGGAUGCGGUACCAGUACAUCCUGUACUACAGCGAGGGCAGCCUGAUGCCGUACCUCUGGCUGACGCUGAUCAUCUCGGCGCUCAAGGGCCCCGCCGUGCCCUUCUUCGUGCGGCCUAUCACCGGCAUGGCGGCCAACAAGAUCAUCUCGAUGGUGGUGCUGCCCAACAUCAAGCGCCACUACGCCCUGCUGGAGCAGAUGCUGGCCACGGCGCCCGGCGGUGGCGGUGGCGGCGGCAAGUUCAUCUGCGGCGAGCACCUGACGGCCGCCGACAUCGUGCUGAGCUACCCGCUGCUCGCGGGCAAGGGCCGGGUGCAGGAGCUCGGCGCCUGGGACAAGGGCACGCCGCAGGCGACCUACCCCAGGCUCUUUGAGUACGUGGCGCGGCUCGAGGCCGAGACCGGGUGGAAGAAGUCGGCGGACAAGAUCCGGGAGAUCGAGGGCGACUUUUCCGUGACGCCCAAGGCGAGCCUCUGA
This is a messenger RNA of Thyridium curvatum, 1155 nucleotides long. RefSeq lists its product as uncharacterized. The coding region runs from base 1 to 1155 and encodes 384 amino acids. The record is from RefSeq and is a predicted model, not a curated record. The transcript is spliced from 3 exons. Lineage: Eukaryota; Fungi; Ascomycota; Sordariomycetes; Thyridiales; Thyridiaceae.